Molecule: messenger RNA, 1525 nt
Organism: Drosophila takahashii
Lineage: Eukaryota; Metazoa; Arthropoda; Insecta; Diptera; Drosophilidae
Gene: Scsalpha1
Product: Succinyl-coenzyme A synthetase alpha subunit 1
Biological process (GO): tricarboxylic acid cycle
Cellular component (GO): succinate-CoA ligase complex (ADP-forming); mitochondrion
Molecular function (GO): succinate-CoA ligase (ADP-forming) activity; succinate-CoA ligase (GDP-forming) activity
Source: RefSeq, a predicted model, not a curated record
CGAAAAUACCAAAAUCACGCAUACGCAGUGGUCACACUGCAAGUCGGGGGAAAAAAAAAGAAGAAGCCGAUUUCGCAUAAUUAAACGCGUUUUAAUUAAGUAAAGCUGUUUUUAUCGCACAACCACCUCACAGAGAUAACAUGGCUGCUUCAAUGAGGGCGCUGCUGAAAGUGCGAGAUGGCUUCGUUGCCGGCGUGCGCUGCAAUUCGCAGUACAACAAGACCCGCGGCAACCUGAAGCUGAACGGCGACUCGCGGGUGAUCUGCCAGGGAUUCACCGGCAAGCAGGGCACGUUCCACAGCCAACAGGCUCUGGAGUACGGCACCAAGCUGGUCGGCGGCAUUUCCCCGAAGAAGGGCGGCACCCAGCACUUGGGCCUGCCCGUCUUCGCCUCGGUGGCGGAGGCCAAGAAGGCCACCGAUCCACAUGCCACCGUCAUCUAUGUGCCACCCCCAGGAGCGGCGGCCGCCAUCAUCGAGGCCCUGGAGGCGGAGAUCCCCCUGAUCGUGUGCAUCACGGAGGGCGUGCCGCAGCACGACAUGGUGAAGGUGAAGCACGCCCUCAUCAGCCAGAGCAAGUCGCGAUUGGUGGGGCCCAACUGCCCGGGAAUCAUCGCACCCGAACAGUGCAAGAUCGGCAUCAUGCCGGGUCACAUUCACAAGCGCGGUAAGAUCGGCGUGGUCUCCCGGUCGGGAACCCUGACCUACGAGGCCGUGCACCAGACCACCGAGGUCGGCCUGGGCCAGACCCUCUGCGUGGGCAUUGGCGGUGAUCCGUUCAACGGCACCGACUUCAUCGACUGCCUGGAGGUCUUCCUCAAGGAUCCUGAGACCAAGGGCAUCAUCCUGAUCGGCGAGAUCGGAGGCGUGGCCGAGGAGAAGGCUGCCGACUACCUGACCGAGUACAAUUCGGGCAUCAAGGCCAAGCCUGUGGUCUCGUUCAUUGCCGGCGUGUCGGCGCCACCCGGCCGUCGCAUGGGCCACGCUGGAGCCAUCAUUUCGGGCGGCAAGGGAGGUGCCAACGACAAGAUCGCCGCCCUGGAAAAGGCCGGCGUCAUUGUGACCAGGAGUCCUGCCAAAAUGGGCCACGAGCUCUUCAAGGAGAUGAAGCGUCUGGAGUUAGUGUAAAUAAACUAGAAAGGCCAUAACCAAAACGGAAUCCUUACGCCGAUCAAAGCGUAUACGCAAAAACUCAUGAUGAUGAACCUAAAGUUAAGCUAAAAGUGUCGAACAUCGAUAUUGAAUUCGAGAGAACCCAAAUAAAUUAUUGUGAAAACGAAUAACGACAGGCGUGUGACAUGUAUUCCAAGAAUUAAGUUAACUACUGCCGAAACACCACCAAGUUGAACUAAAGUAACUCGCACCGAAACGAAAAUUGAAACGUUGUUAAUGCACUCGGCUCAUAAAGUUAGUUUUGCCAACAGAAGAUUUUUGCCUUAAUUUAAAAUACCUGCUCGAAAUAUCAAUGCGAAUUGUAUCUGAAUGUGUAAUAAAUAUGCAUAAAAAUGGGAAAGUUGUGCUGAAGA